AUGAAUUUUUUUAGAGGUGUGUUAUCUGAGUUUGUAUCUAGUGCACAGGACAGCGCGCAGAAUGUUUUAUCUUCAAAGAAUCUUGAAACUGCCCAGAUUAAUAAUCCUGAGCCAGCGCCUGUAGAAGAAACAGACCAAGAAAUAGUUUCUAAGCAUAUACAAAGCAUGGGAGGUUCUAUAUACAACAUUAUAUUAUCAGGGUUUUCAUUGAUCUCAACAAAGGUUUUCACUGUUAUAGAUAAUCAAUUUGAACUAUUUGAAGGGCAGUUUAGCACUAGCAUAAGCAGCACAUUUAGGUGCUACUUUAUUUUAUUUCUAUUUUUGGUUUUAUUUUUAUUUUCAUAUGCUAUAACCAUAAUCAACAUUGCUUUAUGCGUUCUUCCAUAUAUUCUUUCUAUCUCAUCGGCAAACACAAUAGGCUAUAAAUAUUAUCUGGGCAUCGCGCUAUUUGUAAAUCUAAUUAUAUACAUUGUUUCAUGCACUCUUUUGUAUAUUGCGCUGGCUAUGUAUAUAGGCAUUUUACUUGAUUCUUAUUAUAGCUUUAAGAACAUGAACAGCAAUAAUUCAACGCUUAGAGCGUUCAAAAUAGCUCAGACUUUGUCAAUCCUAAUGGUAUCUCUAACAAAUUUGAUGGUUCUAUAUUAUAAAACAGAACUUUUGUUCUAUUUAGGAGGUGCAACAUUCGGGGUGGCUAUUAACUUUCUUCUUUGCUUAACCUUUAUUGGCAGUAAUAUUCUCAUACUAAAAUAUUUUUAUCAUAAAGUGCGUAGCCUCAUUAGGGGAAAAAUAGGCAAGCAAUAUAACCACAGCUAUAUGCUAGGGUUUUACAGUAUUAUCUUUGUAGUGGCUAUAAGCUUGGUUAUUACUGCAUCAGCAGGAAACUUUUUUACUAUAAUAACCUCUGCUUCAAAGAUAGCCUCAUAUGCCGUUGCGUAG
Molecule: messenger RNA, 936 nt
Organism: Nematocida ausubeli
Lineage: Eukaryota; Fungi; Microsporidia
Exons: 1
Coding region: 1-936 (311 amino acids)
Source: RefSeq, a predicted model, not a curated record